GCAACAAUGUUACGUAAGCCAUCGUGUAAGAGAAUGAGGCAAAAGGAACGAGAAUUUUGUGCGAAGAAAGUUGCACCACUGGCGCAGGAAGAGGAUGAUUGCACAGAAACACACCAUAAACGAUCAUAUUUCAUUUUCCGGAAGAAAACUUCUCGUCACCAACGAUCCGGAAAAUCACUGUCCAGAUACGAGCGGCGUGGCUCGAUCGAAGCAGCUAAGCAAAAAGGUGUGGAAAAAGAGUGCCAUUCGGCGGUCGAAUAUUCGGAACAUUCGUCAAAUGCGGACCUGGAAUAG
Messenger RNA from Gongylonema pulchrum, 294 nucleotides. The record is from the annotation of a GenBank genome assembly. NCBI's taxonomy places the organism in Eukaryota, Metazoa, Nematoda, Chromadorea, Rhabditida, Gongylonematidae.